AUGUCUGUUCGCAUCGUGAUCGCCGGAGAGUCACAAUGUGACAUGUUUGCUGAAUGUUGUCUGAUUGCUGACCAUCUGUCUCAGACACUGCCCCAAUUUUGUUACGAACGCAUCGAGCAGCCGGUAUUAGAAUGGCGGACUUGGUUGAUGAAAAUAAACAUAAAGAAUGGAUGGCAUCAUCAAGAAUCUCCUAUCGUGUGGAAGGAGUGUUUAAUGAAAGGCAGCAAGGCUUAUUACAUUGGAUCAGCACCGGACUUCUUGGAAUAUUGUCAUUCUUAUUAUUUGUUAGACAUGUUCAUCUCGGCAGAUAAAUUUAAAGGCUUAGUUGAUAAUUUCAAACAAUUUGAACGUAAGCUUCAAAUGGACCGAAUAGACGUAGCAGAAAAAUCAUCAGAAUGUCCAAUAGCAGAGGAAGUAACGUCUCCUAAGCAAACAUUUGUCAUCUGCAUAUCAGGUGCCUCUUGUCCUUUAACGAUGUAUUUGAUAAACGGACUCCUGGAGUACUCUCGAGGAAAUAAAACUAUAUCAAAAAUUUACAUGUAUGAUGAAGACUGUUCUGAGGAAUUCGUGCAAUACAUUGAAGAGGAAUGCAGUUACGUCGGGACAAAACAUCCUGGAAAAGUUCUUAAGUUUGUUGAUAAAAUUGGAUUGGGAUUAACCCACGCCGAUUUAAUGAUAAUUAUGGAUCAUGUUCCUUUCGAAGAAGAUAAACCAAUAGGGACAUGGUUGGAUGAGAAUAGGCGCCUGAUGUACAAUCUCGCAAUCAUGAUUAAUGCUUCUGCAAAUCGUUCCAUUUACAUUGUUUUCCCAAACCUGGGUCCAGCCUGUUUUAACGCAUCUGUGUUAAUGCAUCAUCUAACUUCGACUAUUAACAAAAAGAAUGUUGUGGUAGCGACUAACGAUAUAGGCUUGGGUAUGAGUUCGACAAUAGCUGAAAUAGCUGACAUACCAUUGAGAAACAUGUAUACUUCGCCAGUUUGGGGAUUUGUGGGUAUAAACCAUUUGGCUGAUGUCAGAACAACAGUUCACAAGUAUAAUUCUUUUGAGCCUUAUUCAAGGUACAAUAAAGUUCGAAAUUCAUCAUUAAAUAUCGGAGUUGUCACACCAGAUAUACGCACACUGGAAUACUUAAUGUAUUUCGAUGAAACUUUAUGGGUUAAAAUCACAGAGAAAAACCAAGUCCUGGAUAAGGAAGAGAUCCCAUUAAACAAAGCAACUGCUGUGAAUAUGUUAAUAAAGCUAUGGCUGCUUGAGGCAGAACCAGAUUAUAUUGUAAAUUUAGGAAUUCACUGUGACGGUAGUUUUGGUCUGACUUUUAAUGGAAUUUUUUCUCAACCAGCACGAUGGACAGGUAAAGAAUGGGUCCCGGCGUCUAAUUACAUGUUACCAAAAGAUCCCUAUGUCAAAUUACCUUAUUUGCAAAACAUGGCCGAGAUAAUGAUGAAGUUAAAAAAAGGAGAACUACCACCUAUAGUUCCUUUUUAUCCAUGUUCAUGCAAACCAAAAUUGAUUCAUAAGAAAAAGAUUUGUUAAGGCG
Messenger RNA from Hyposmocoma kahamanoa, 1537 nucleotides. Its product is annotated as putative malate dehydrogenase 1B. Gene Ontology annotation, molecular function: L-malate dehydrogenase (NAD+) activity. The transcript is spliced from 5 exons. Gene Ontology annotation, biological process: tricarboxylic acid cycle; oxaloacetate metabolic process; malate metabolic process. Bases 1 to 1533 code for a protein of 510 amino acids. NCBI's taxonomy places the organism in Eukaryota, Metazoa, Arthropoda, Insecta, Lepidoptera, Cosmopterigidae. The record is from RefSeq and is a predicted model, not a curated record.